This is a messenger RNA of Nicrophorus vespilloides, 3781 nucleotides long. Its product is annotated as actin-binding protein anillin-like. Bases 189 to 3620 code for a protein of 1143 amino acids. Gene Ontology annotation, cellular component: actomyosin contractile ring. The transcript has 17 exons. Gene Ontology annotation, biological process: mitotic cytokinesis; actomyosin contractile ring assembly; septin ring organization. The record is from RefSeq and is a predicted model, not a curated record. Lineage: Eukaryota; Metazoa; Arthropoda; Insecta; Coleoptera; Silphidae.
CCUCCUUCUGUAAACAUACAACGGUUUGUUUGAAACUUGAAGUAAACGGUUUGUGGUGUCGGCGUAUCGUAGGGGAGGUGUUUCAAGAAAAACGAGUUUUUGUUAAUCCACAAACAGAUUGUUUUUAUUGUCUUGUCUUGUGUUCGUUGUUAAUAAAUGUUUUACGCGAUUUCUUAAACUAAAAUAUCAUGGAUUCUUCAUUCACAGAACAUGUAUUGGAGAGGGCUAGAGCAAGGCAAAAGAAACUGUUUCCAUUGAGAGAAACAAAACUGGGUGAUGAGAAUGUAUCUGAACAAACGAGGGGCUCCCCUAGUAAACCCAAAAUGAUGAAGCAAAAUUCCAAGACAAAAAUAUCUUCAGAUGUGACAAACAAUGAUCAGACAUUAAAUAUCGUAAAGGAUUCGUUAAAUCUUGAAAUUAAAGUUAGCUCAACAGAUAAUGUGAGGGUGGAGGUGGAAAUUGAUUCAGACUCUGAUAACAUUGAGAAUGUUGCUACCCCAAUAAUAAGAGAGCAGGCGAAGAGCAGAUUGCAACGACUUGGUAAAUUGUAUUCAGGUGAAGAAGAUUUGUCAUCUCCUAUUCAUCAGAAUGAAGCCAAGUUUCAUGUAGAUUCUGAAAGUGGUACAUCCAAUGUCGUCAGAUCCAAGAAAGGUUUGGGUAGACUUGCAGAACUUGCAAAUGAUAUUAAUCAAUGGGAAGAUGAUAUGUCUAAAAAGGAUAUAAGUGAGAAGAAGCCAACACCUAAAAAGUGGAAACCUCCAGCACCUCAACCACCUGUAAGCAAUGUAUCAUCCAGGAACAAUAGUCCUGCUAAAGUGACCACAAGAUCUAAACAACCAGCGCCACAGCCUCCAAAUACAUCAAAAUCAACAAAUAUGGAAUGUGAGGCUUCUAAACCAGAGAUUAAGUCUGGUAUUAAAAAGUUACAAUGGGAUCCAACCGUUAUAGAAAGUUUGGAAUCGCAGGGUUUUACUCGUACAACAUCAAAUACGCGGUUAGUCUAUAAUUUUAAAAAUUCGCAGGAUAAAGACUCUACUACUGACAAAUCGAAGGAAACUGCUCGAAUCGAUACUAUCGCCGAAGAUAACGAACCUGCCGUUUCGGAAAAACCCAAAGUCGGUAAAAAAGAGUUUGUUCCUCUUAGUUUGCAGAAGGAGGAACAAAAACUUACUCCGAGGGUUAUAGGGACCAGCAAAGUUGCAAGCAGGGCGGCGAUGUUCGAACAGAAAGUGUCGUCUGUUCCUGCGAAUGUGAAAGAAAAGGACCCAGCCUUGUUGUCGGUAUCUGAACGUAUGAAACUCUUCGAAAAGAAACGUGGAGAGGCAUUAAUACCAAAAGCUCCAUUUGGUAUGAAUAUUGUGAAUAAAGGUAACACUGUUGACGAUAAGAAUAUCGACAAGAAAGUGAUCGAAACUAAGACUUGUAUGAAACAAGUUGUUGAAAAAGAUGAGCCAGUUUCAAAAUCGAUUGCUGAAAAGAUUGCUCAGCUUACGAAUAAAAAUGUGAAUACCAUUUCGCAACAGCAAAUUGAAAAUAAGGUGAAAGAGGAACGAGAAAAUGAAAUGGCGGUACUACUAAAUAGGUUCCAUGAAAAUAAAAAGGUAAAUAACGAAGAAAUCGAGGUGGAUUCAGAAGAAGAUGAGGAGGAAUACAAUGAAACAACAGCGAUGAUUGCAUCAAAGUCACCGAAAAUAAUUUCAGUGGAAAACGUGAGCAGGAGAAGCGGAGAAAAAAGAAGCCAAGGUGAUAGUCCGCGCGUGCAAGCCGUGUUGGGUGACGUGAAGAGAAUUAAGGUGACCCAACCGAAGGACGGAAAGUUGUAUCCCUGUCUAUCUGACAUUGAGAAUGCAACUGAAACGGAACCCGAACCUACGAUAUCACCAUCACCAAAAAACAGCUUUGUCGAGGAUAGUUUUUCGUUCUCUGAAGGCGAAGUGGGCACAAGUUUCGAACGAGAGAUUAUGCACUCUGUUUGCAAGAAAACUCCAGAGCGCAGAGUAAGUAACUUUACUGAUACUGAUUCUGACGUCUCGAAUAUCUUGGACGACAUGGACGAUUAUCUGAACGAAGUCGAUGCAGACACUGAUAGUAUUGGGCCAACACCUCCAAAGAAUAUAAAAAUUUCGUCGCCCAAAAAGAUCCACAGCGAACCGUCACAAUCAUUCAAGUAUAAAAAUUUCUCUCCAAGAAAAUCACCGAAUCGUUUCCAAUCUCCUUGCAAGAUUAUAACGUCACCACCGUCAAGAAGAACAUCAGGAGAUUUACCUACUCAUGUGGUAGAUGGAGAGGAUGUUCUACCAUUGAGGUAUACAGUCAGUUUUUACAGGAAGCAACAGACACAGAAGUCUACGACACCUGUGCGACAUAUAACCAGAGAAAUCGUCGAGGAAGAUGAGAUUCCUGAAGGUCCAAACGAGGAAGUCGCUGAUAAAAUUAAAGAAUUAACAGAAGAAAUGAACAAACAACAAAUGGUCAUAUCGCAAACGAGUUGUGCUCUCAAUCUUUGCAACGCAACGCCAGAAUUUACAGGAUCCACUGAGCAGGUGGAAGCUGAAAAACUCCUGUUGUUAGCAACUCACCGAAGGCAAGUUGCGUCCAUGGAGAUACAGAGAUUGCAAGUGGAAGAUUCUUUGAGGCCUUUGGCCUCUCACGCCGAACAUGUGCCAUUGGAGAGAGGAGUUCUCAUAAUAAAAAAUAUUUCAAUUCCGCUGAAGAAGGAAUACGUGAGGGCUUUAUCAGCAGCUGGCGGCAAAGGACACCACGUUGUGUGUUUGGUCAAAUGCGGCGAGCAGGUCGCUGCUACAAAAAUUGUAUCUACAGUCGCCAGUUCUCCGAAGAACUUGGAUCUCGAAUUGAACGUUCCCGAUGUGAUCAAAUUUGAUAAUAUCUACAGCGAUUUCACAGUUUGUUUUGAGAUAUAUUGCCUUCAGGCUCAAGAGGAAGUUUUACCGCACGAAGUUAAAUAUCACAUUAAUAAGAAAGGAAGUAACAAGAUGACGCCUAAGAAAAUGAAGGAUUCGAGAUUGGUUCGACCGCCGAAAGAGUCACCGGCCGGUCCUCAAGCUAUCCGAACAUCAACUUUCGCGUUAAACGGUUACGUCGUUUUCUCUAUAAAUGCGAUUAACAAACUCUCGUGGACUCUAAAUAAGAUACCAUCCAUCAGUCCUUUAGAAGGUACUGUAAUCAUGAAGGUGUCUUGUAAGAUGGAUGUGUCUGUCGAACAUCGCGGCUUCUUGAAUAUGUUCGAGGAUAUUUCAGGAUUGGGCGCUUGGCAUAGAAGGUGGUGUUUAUUGAAAGGCGAAACAAUAAGUUAUUGGAAAUACCCAGAAGACGAGCGCAAGAAGGCUCCUAUUGAUUCAAUUGAUUUGAAAUCUUGCACUACGACUAAUGUGGGUCAGGUGAGCAGAGAAAUUUGUGCUCGAUUGAAUACAUUCCUUUUGGAAAGAGAACGGCCUGCAAUGAACGGUGACAGAGAAACACUCACAAUGACACCGGAAGGUGACAGAACGAUAAUUAAGCAUUUACUAUCAGCUGACACAAAGGAUGAGCGGCUCGAGUGGUGCCGUAACUUGAAUAAAGCGUUAUCCGCCAUAAGGAUUUGGGGAUACAAGAAAGUUUAAUUAUGUUAACAAAGUACUUAUCUUGCAUAACACAUAUGAUAUAUAACUACGCGAAGUAAUGUUGGGAAUUUCUCAAAAAAACAGAUUUUAUUUUAUGAGUUUCCAUUUUAAAGUGAUUUUUAUAACAAGAAAUAUAAAUUAUGUAUUAUAUAAUUAUUAAC